Molecule: messenger RNA, 762 nt
Organism: Rotaria sp. Silwood2
Lineage: Eukaryota; Metazoa; Rotifera; Eurotatoria; Philodinida; Philodinidae
Source: the annotation of a GenBank genome assembly
AUGGAUAGUAGUAUAGGUUUAUCAUUUAAAUCGAAUUUUAAUUUUGCACUUGUUGAGCAUCUCAUUAAAGGAUUUCGUCAUCAGCUUGUUCAAUCAACUGUUGCUCGUGAAAUUCGUGUUCUUUCGAUUCUUUUGAAUAUUGUUUCGAAAUCUGAAUCUCAUUAUAAAUCUAAAGUAACCUUAACAUCAGUACCAUAUUUAACUGAAAUAAGUAAUGAUGUUGAAGAAGUUCGUACUGAUUGUCCAGUUAAACAUCGAUCUAUUAUUGUUCCAUCAAUAACAAAUUCAAAUUCUUCAACAAAUAUUCUAGCAUCAAAUUAUCCUUCAAUAGCAAUUGUUUAUCCAUUACCGCAAUCACAUUCAAGUACAUCAAUUACAGAUUUUAUUGGAACAGGUGAAAGUUUACCAUCGUCAUCUGCUCUAACAAGUCCACAAAUGAAUUCUACAUUACUUAAUGUUCAACAAGGUUUAUUUCUUCAAAGACAAAAAUCUUGGGAUGUAUCAUUUACUGAUAAAACACGUAAAAUUGGAGGAAUAUUAGCUGUUAUUACUACUCGAUUAUUAGUCGUACCAUCACAUACACCUCAUUGGCAUUCAUUUGAUAUUGAACAUGCUGUACUACUUAUACUGACAAAACCAGCUUCAAUACUUGUUCAAUUACAACAAGUUAAACACGUUGUACCAACUAUUACUGUGACACCACAAACUUCACCUGAAACGCAACAAUCACCACAAGUAAAAAGAAAAAUUUAUUUUAAGUAG